UAAAUUUGUCUCAUAGUGUAAAUAUAAUCAGGAUACUUACCUCUUAGUAUACUUUAUUUCAAAAUAUACAUGCUGCAUAAGGCAGGCUUGUAGAGCAGAAGUAAAUACUUUGAAAAUAUAAACUUCCUUUGGUUUCAUGACAGCAGUAGUGCCAUUACUUUUUACAUGAAAGCCACCAGUCUCUUCAGUCAAUGUCAAAAGAACUUCAGCAAAAUGCACCCAACCAUCUCAAGGCAUUGCUGUUUGUGUAGAAAUUAACAAUUUCUGUUUUAGGAUGUGGAGACUGAGACAUAGAAAUGUAGAAAGGCACACAGCAAAUAAAAUGGCAAUUGAGGAAGGAAAAAAAAACAGAUGCCCCAACCUUUUCCUCUCAGAAUCAGAAGAUCCACACUCCUUGGAAGCACAUAUAUGCCCACAGACUUCAAGCUGACUUUUUUGCUUUCAGCCUCUGUGUAACCUCAGAUGAUCCAAUUGUUUUGAUUCUGUCAUCCCAGGAUCCAAGAAGUAAUCCUUCGUAGUCUCCCUUCUUUACCAUGACAAGCCUCCCUUUUUUUUUUUUUAAAUCUCUAGUAGAUUUUAGACUGAAUACACAUGAAGCAACAGUCUGAGCUGCAUUCACUACAUAUUACUAGCAGAUUGUAAUCAUAUGAAUAUGUGUGUACCAGUAUGUAUUGAAUAGGUGAUGAUAAUAUCUGUGGCAAUUCCUUUCUCCUCUUAGACAUUUUGGCUUUUAUAUCAGUUCAGUUUGUAACUACAUCUGUUAGUCAAUCAUAAUAUAAAUCAAGGAAAAAUUAAAAGAUUCAGCUGAUAGGAAAUGAAAAAUUUAUAUCUUGGUGAGAUUUAUGGUGAGAAAAGACAACCACCCAUAAGCAUUGGAUGCAUUCUGACGCUCAAUGAUUAUUUUAGAUUUCUAUUUGUUUGGCUAGUUUUGCUAUUUUUUUUCUUUUUUAGGGUAAGCUUCUCAAGAGUCAGGAAUUACUUUAUAUUUAUAGAAGUCAAUGAAUGGUUUACCGUGCACUUUAGAUUAAACAGACCAGUACUCCACAUUGUGAAAAUCUCACCCCUAAAUAAAGCCAGGUUCAUAUGAAAAAAAAAAACUGAACUAGUAAAAAAACAAAAAAACCUGACAACAACUGAAUAACUGAUACACACCUUUGCUUUUAUUUCCCUGAAUAAGCUACAAAAAGUCAAUGAAGAGAAGCAGGAAUUAUUUCAUACCCAGUGAGAGCUGAUGCUUUCCAGCACACUAGCCUUAUUUAAAAACUGCCUGGAUUUUAAUAGUCUUGCAGCCCACCUCAUCUGCAUACCCAGAGGAUUUUCCUCUGGUCUUUUGAAGUCCACAAAGUUGUUGGGAAUACUAGACAAGAACACUCUUUCUGCUUGCUUAUGCAAUUCCUAACUGGUAACAAAAAGAAAUAAAAGCUAAUUCUGUGAGGUUUUUCUGGGAGAGGAAGGUUGAUGAGGGAAGCACUUGACUUCUGAGAUCAGAAAUUGCAGACUAAUUACCCAGUGGUGUAACAAGUUUUGGGCUGCUCAGUUGCUCUCUCUGGAUAAGGGCAACUCUCCAGGACAGCAUUCUCCAGUUCUUGUGUUGUUUAGUUGCCACAUGUGCCCAAGCCCUGAUUAUGCAGUGGAGUUAGUUAUGGUAACUGAGAUUUAUGCUGAUUUUACUGGAUUUCUGUUGUUCAAAGUGGCUGUCGUUUCCUCUGGCGCUCAGAAUCUCAAUGGUUCAUUAGGUGGUAGAGAGGGGAAAUGCACUGGUGGUGUUCAUGACAAAUUUGUAAACUGACCACUUCUAUUAUGGCCACACUGGAGUCUGGAUUUUCUAAUAACUGUAUCAAAAGAAGUCAUAAGAUGAGGAGAUCUGGUUACCAACUGGUCUUUAAGAAUAAGAAAUAGGCAUUUGUAUUCUUUGUCCCUGAGCUGUAAAUCAGGAGGGACAAUCCUCACUUUGAAUGUCAUGCUUAUUCUCAGCAUGAUGUGUAUGGUGAAGGAGGCAUUGAAAGAAAGCAUUAAGGCUAGGAUAACAUCAAAGAAAAUGCCUCCGUUUUUAUUCUCCAUUCUAUAGUGGAUAAAUUAAAACAGAAUGAAAUACCAGAAAACUUGAAAAUAAAGGCAAAUGUGUGUGUGUGUGGACUAUGACAGUUUAUUCUGAAAAUCUAAAUUCUUCCUCCUUCCAAGACAUUGUUCUAGUGGCAUAAUUCUCUAACAACCUAAUCCUCUACUUUGUUUUCUUUGAUGUGUCUCCUCAAAUUCACUGGCCAGCCUAUAUGGUGGCUUUGAGAUUUUUGAUGUCCUCUUGCUUGGUUGGCUUUCAGAGCUACACCAGGUAACUCUGCCGAUCUUACAUUGUGUUUGGAACAGGAUGUAAGGGGAUGUCACUUUAUUGCACCAACAGUCUCAGCAGGCAUUGAAAUAAAAAGUUCAAACACACCCCCACUCACAACACGUGGUGGUGACUAUAGAGGAAUGGGAAGUAGGACCUUUUCAGGAAGAAGGAGUCUUAAGUAGACAGCCUCAGUCUGCACUCUCCUUUGAAUUAGAAAUCACAUGGCAUGGUAGCCUUUUUAUAUUUAAAAAUAUAAAGUGUCUAGUCCCUUUCCCCCCCACCCCGAUGGCUUUGUGCUUUAUUUUAUUUUAUGAUAAUUACACCCUGUAUGGCAGUAUCCUUCUAGCAGGCAAACAUUGCUCUAGAAUACAGUCCCAAGUUCCACCAAAGCCUUCCCACAGUCCAGACAGGGCUGCCUCCUGCCUCAGGACACACCAAGGCAGUCACCACAGUGAAUUCCAUUCAGCUGGAACUAAGAGACACUUUUAAUAUUCAACAAAAAUAAAUCCAGAGAGAAGCUAAAUGAGUUCUCUAGUAGAAGUUGAGGUGUGAGAGAAUAUGUUGAGAAAAUGUGUGCAUGGAAGGGCUGUAAGAGUCAAAUCCUACGUGUGUAACGUAGGAGCCAAUUGUAAUCAACAGUUUGCUUCUCACAUGUUCAGUGAGGAAGAAUUUAAUUGUUUUCCCAGCUUUAUGAGGGAAGGAGCCUGGUGAUGCAUUUCCCCCAGGUAUUCUGCCACGAGGGGUUUCCCAUGUGUUAUGUGGCAAGGAGGGCUGAAGCAGGCAUUGUGCCACUGAAUUCCUCUCUGUCUUGGCAGUGGUUGGCAGUUUUCCUCAACUUUGCGAGAGAGAGGGAGAUUGUGUUGGAAUGAAACCUUGCUCUGCGUACAGCCUGCUUGAGAUGCAGCAUUGAAAGAUCACUAACAAUCAGUUUGUGGCCUUUCUCUGGAGGAGCCUUUCCUUAUCUCUUGUACACAGCCUCUCUCUGUUCCCUGCCCCAAUGAACGUCUGCACUAGGUCCAAGGCUUGGAGUAAUUUACCUGAAGAGUGAUACCGUUUGGAAACCACUGAAGAAACCCAAGACAGCUGAAAACCAGAAGGCGUCUGAGGAGAAUGAGAUUACUCAGACGGGUGCAUGCAGCGCCAAGCCGGGCCUUCCCUGCCUGAACCUUGAAGCUGUUCCUUCUCUGAGCCCGGCCCUCAUCCACUCUCCACAUUCACCAACAAACCUGCACACACACACAGGGUCAUCUGAUUGUAACAUCAGUUGCAAGGGGAUGACAGAGCGCAUUCAUAGCAUCAACCUUCACAACUUCAGCAAUUCUGUGCUCGAGACCCUCAACGAGCAGCGCAACCGUGGCCACUUCUGUGACGUGACGGUCCGCAUCCACGGGAGCAUGCUGCGCGCCCACCGCUGCGUGCUGGCAGCUGGCAGCCCCUUCUUCCAGGACAAGCUGCUGCUGGGCUACAGUGACAUUGAGAUCCCCUCAGUGGUGUCGGUCCAGUCUGUGCAAAAGCUCAUUGACUUCAUGUACAGCGGGGUGCUGCGGGUCUCCCAGUCAGAGGCCCUCCAAAUCCUCACAGCCGCCAGCAUCCUGCAGAUCAAGACUGUGAUUGAUGAGUGCACAAGGAUUGUCUCACAAAAUGUUGGAGACGUCUACCCAGUGAUUCAGGAUUCUGGCCAAGAGACACCCAGGGGAACACCUGAAUCAGGCACCUCGGGGCAGAGCACCGACACAGAGUCUGGCUACCUGCAGAGCCAUCCACAGCACAGUGUGGACAGGAUCUAUUCAGCCCUCUAUGCCUGUUCCAUGCAAAAUGGCAGUGGGGAGCGCUCCUUUUACAGUGGAGCUGUGGUCAGCCACCAUGAGACAGCCCUGGGACUCCCCAGGGACCAUCACAUAGAAGACCCCAGCUGGAUUACCCGGAUCCAUGAACGGUCGCAGCAGAUGGAGCGGUACCUCUCCACCACUCCAGAGACCACACACUGCCGGAAGCAGCCACGCCCUGUCCGAAUUCAAACUCUGAUGGGCAACAUCCAUAUUAAACAGGAGAUGGAGGAUGACUAUGACUACUACGGGCAACAGAGGGUGCAGAUCCUUGAGCGCAACGAGUCUGAGGAAUGCACUGAGGACACUGACCAAGCAGAAGGCACUGAGAGCGAGCCCAAAGGGGAGAGUUUUGACUCAGGUGUCAGUUCCUCCAUUGGCACUGAGCCUGAUUCCAUGGAGCAGCAGUUCAUGGCUGGUCUGGGCCGGGAUGGGCAGCAAGAACCUACUCAAGCAGAUCAAAAUGAUGUCCCUGCUGAUGGCACUCAGCCGCAGCAGCAGCAGCAGCAACAUGUAGAUGCCAACUCAUCCUCACCAGAGAGAAGCAAUGACGUUGAAAUGGACAGCAAAGUGCUCACAGUCAAUAACAGCACCGAAAAGGGGGCUUUGCAACCUUCUGUCAACACAUCUGUUGCCCAACCAUUGCCAACCACACAGAUCUACUUACGCCAGACAGAAACCCUCACCAGCAAUCUGAGAAUGCCACUGACUCUGACCAGCAACACUCAGGUCAUUGGCACAGCUGGCAACACCUACCUGCCUGCCCUUUUCACCACACAGUCUGCUGGCAGUGGCCCUAAGCCUUUUCUCUUCAGCCUGCCCCAGCCUUUAGCUGGCCAACAGACACAGUUUGUGACAGUGUCCCAGCCCGGCCUGUCAACCUUUACUGCCCAGCUGCCAGCCCCACAGCCCUUGGCCCCAUCUGCGGGCCACAGCACAGCGGGUGGGCAAGGUGAAAAAAAGCCUUAUGAGUGCACUCUCUGUAACAAGACUUUCACCGCCAAACAGAACUACGUCAAGCACAUGUUUGUACACACAGGUGAGAAACCACACCAAUGCAGCAUCUGUUGGCGCUCCUUCUCUCUAAAGGAUUACCUAAUCAAACACAUGGUGACACACACUGGUGUGAGGGCCUACCAGUGCAGUAUCUGCAACAAGCGCUUCACGCAGAAGAGCUCCCUUAAUGUGCACAUGCGUCUCCACCGCGGGGAGAAGUCCUACGAGUGCUACAUCUGCAAGAAGAAGUUCUCCCACAAGACCCUGCUGGAGAGGCAUGUGGCUCUGCACAGUGCCACCAACGGCACGCCUGGAGCCACCGGCACCGGCACGAGGGCUGUCCCUGCCGGCGUGGUGGCCUGCACGGAGGGGACCACGUACGUCUGCUCUGUCUGUCCAGCUAAGUUUGACCAAAUAGAGCAUUUCAACGACCACAUGAGGAUGCAUGUGUCAGACGGAUAAGUAGAAUCUCUCUCUCUCUCUUUGUUAUGAACAACAAAAAUAGAAACAACAAAAAAAGCUAUGGCACUAGAAUUUAAGAAAUUAUUUUUGUUUCAUUUUUACCUUUAUUUUCCUCCUUUUUUUGGGUUCAUUUCGUUUUGUUGGUUUUUGUACUACAUGAAGAACUGUUUUUUGCCUGCUGGUACAUUACAUUUCCGGAGACUGGGUGAAUAAUAAUUUUCCCAGUCUCCCUCGGAUGGUGGCCUUAAGGCCAGGUAGUGCUUCAUGAGCUCCACUGGUUGGAUCUCUAGCUACUGGCCUCUAAAUACAACCCUUCUUUACUACAAAAAGCAAA
Messenger RNA from Lonchura striata (white-rumped munia), 5947 nucleotides. Lineage: Eukaryota; Metazoa; Chordata; Aves; Passeriformes; Estrildidae. The record is from RefSeq and is a predicted model, not a curated record.